AUGGGCCCAUUGGUUCAGCUCUUUGUGUGUAUUUAUAGCCCUGCCACUUGUCAGCCCACCCUGUUUACCAACCUGUUCUCCUGCCUUUCCUACAUCAUUUCAGCACUUCGUGCUUCAUGUCUCAUUCCUUGGUCACUUUGUCUCUUUGAUUUGCUGUUGGAUUGGAUUAUCUACCACAGUUUUUUUUUCAACAAGUCUUCAUUUAACUUCAGGAAGCCCAUCAUAGAUAACAUCACGGAUGCCAUUUAUGGAAGUCGGAAGACCAUUUGUGUUAUCAGUCACAAAUACCUUGAGAGUGAAUGGUGCUCCAGAGAGAUCCAGGCAGCCAGUUUUCGUCUGCUUGAUGAGCAGAAGGACAUACUUAUCCUGGUGUUUCUGGAUGACAUUCCCAGCUAUCUGCUGUCUCCCUACCACCGCAUGAGGAAGAUGUUGAAGAAGAAAACCUACCUGAGCUGGCCACGAGCUGCAGAGAACACAGAGUUGUUCUGGGAAAAACUCCGGCAGGCUCUAGAGACCAGUGAAAAUCCAGAAGCGGAGUUGUUACUUCUCACUGUGUCAAACACGCCAUGAUGAAAAGGAAAUAUAAAGUAAUUGUUUAGCAACAAGUGUAAUUCAUUUGCUUCAAUACCAAAGGCACCAUACGUUUGAAGUAUACCCCUUGUUGAACAUUUUCACAGAUUUUCAGCGCUCAAUUUUGCGCUUUUUUCUUUCCAAUCAGUUUUCCUGUUGUUUAACAGAAAUUGAAUGUUUUUGAGCGUCUGAGCUCUGCCAUUUCACAUCUGAUAAUAACAGAUGCACAUUUAAUGUGCCUGGAAAAAAGGUCAAAGGUCAGUCAGAAGUUACCAGGCUAUGAUUUUAUUGUAAGUGUGUUUGUAAUUAUUCCAUAAUAGUGAGUUACAAUAUUCAGAUAUUUCUGUAAUCUUAAUGUGUUUAUUGUGUCUGCACAAACUGUUUACAUUUUGUUUGAAAUAGAAAAAUGGAAGAAACAACAAAUAAAAAGAUAUUCUGUCUUUGAUGAA
Messenger RNA from Oreochromis niloticus (Nile tilapia), 1019 nucleotides. Its product is annotated as toll-like receptor 13. Gene Ontology annotation, cellular component: plasma membrane. The transcript is spliced from 4 exons. Lineage: Eukaryota; Metazoa; Chordata; Actinopteri; Cichliformes; Cichlidae. Gene Ontology annotation, molecular function: signaling receptor activity. Gene Ontology annotation, biological process: toll-like receptor signaling pathway; inflammatory response. The record is from RefSeq and is a predicted model, not a curated record. The coding region runs from base 1 to 570 and encodes 189 amino acids.